AUGUCCUUCACCGAGCACUUGUACAUGUUUCACCAUGUCUUUCUCCCUCCCAAGCUCCCCGAAGGGGAUGAUUACUCACCUGAGCAUGAGAUAACCCUACUUGACCGGACCAUACAGGCUCUCCAGAAUUUCGCAAGUGAGGAAUCUGCUGAACAGGCGGGCAUUUUAGCUGCUGUCACCACGAUGCUUACUCGCUUGAGGCAUAUCUGUGGGAUUCAUGGCGAUGUCAAUGAAGAAAUGCUCCAAAUGGCCCUGGGACAGCUGGGAACUGAAGGAGGGCUUCUUCCUAUACAUCUUCACCGCCAAAAUGCCGCCGUACUAAUGACUAGAGUGGGUGACGCGAUACACGUCGAGUCCUGGGAGUUGUCUGCUCGCAACGAAGCCGUGGUCACGACUGUCGGCCGGCUGAAACGACUCUUUCCGGGGCCAACACUUUCGUUGGAUAUAUCAACUUUCACAGAGCCAGGCUUGCAGGAGACAAUCGCCCAAACCCUGGCAAAGUUGAGCCACCAAUCUGUCCCAGGAACAAUGAGUAAGGUGAAGAAAGCGGGGGGGAAGCACGAUGAGGAUAGAGAUACCACCGAUCCCAAGAUGGUAACGGAGUUUUUUAUGGCUUUCCUACGCCCAAUGUGCAUCGGGGUAAAGGAAAGACAGAUCCAGAAACACACUCGUGAAGAGGUGAUGUGGCAUGAAAGUCGAUAUCCAUGGCGCAGGUCCUCGCUCUGGCUCCUGAUUCGUGUGGUCUUACAAUUGGCUCUCUGUAGGUUGUCAGAGAAUAGCGUGGUUCCGGAAGAUCUCUACAAACAAUUUAUGAUCUACCUCAUGAGCGAUAUUCUCACUGGGUCCAGAAAGGUGAUGCCAGUGGAGUCUAUAUACGCUAUGAGCGCUAAAAUUGGUCGCCGUUUGCAAAAGUUGAAUUUGACCGCCGAGCCCAUUUGGUUCACCUCCGUUCAGCGUGCCCUCGCGAUAGCAAGCGACACUAUCCAAAGCCGCUGGUGCAGUAUUCAAGAGAAGAGCCACUACCACAAAGACCUACAUUCUCUGACUGAAUUGAGUUUCCACGACGACGUGUACUGCGUUUUGCCUGCCCUUGAUCAGUAUCUUCAAGGCAUAAAAAGGCGAGGAGAGCAGCGAGCCUUACCGUGGGUUGACUUCGUACCCGAAUCAAAGCUGCUGAUUUAUAAAAGCAAGAAACUCCCAGGACAUUUGUACUCUGUGAAUGACAGAUACCGGACAUACAAUCUCGCAGCAUUUGAGGAGUGGGUUGCUACAUCACUUGAUGGCUGGCUUGAGAAUCAUUUGGCCAGCGAGUCCACGUGUGGCCAGUUGGCUGACCUGAUAGACCGUUACUACACUGCUGCAAUUGAAUUUUAUGCCUCCAACCCCGAGGCUAAAUCCGUCAUGUUUCUUACUAUUCUGGAGUUGUGGAUCGCAUGUGAUAAAUCCGCCGCCCAUAUACAUAUGAUCCUCCACGACUAUGAUACUUGUAUCCCUACACAGGUAUUUCAAUCACUUCUGCUCCCUUUCCGGUCCCAGAUGGAGAGGCUUGCUCGGGCUGAAAAAUAUUUGCAGCAGCGAAAGGAGCGCUGCAAGUUCUCCGGACCAGGAAUUUUCCGGGAUUUUGGCACACCUUCCUGCUUCUCGGUCCGGUACUUCCAAUCAUCCCAGGAGCAUCAUAGAUUACAUACCAUGAUCGAAGAACACGCAAGCCGAGCGCGUGCAGAGAAGCUAGUUGAGCUCAUGCAGAAACACCAAAAAUAUAGACAUUUGUACCACCUCGUCGACUCUAUGGAGUGUACAUAUGAUGAAAUCGCUAUUGAUAAGGAAUUCGACAUUUGGGAGAGACGUCACCGUGCUUCGUGUCUUAGAUGUAGGCAUCAGAGAGAAGCUGACUCCAUGCAAAUUGAAGUUCACGAAUGGCCUCUCCCGGCAAAUCACCUGCAAGCAAAGUCGACAGUGUUCGAACUGAAAGUCCCCCAGCCAUUCGCAUGGUGGCGUGAUGUUACGAUCUUUUUUAUGCUAGACAUUCUGCGUGUCGAAUACCUGGCAAUAGUGAAUCCAAUAGCACACUAUAGCCCCCAGAGCCAUAGUGGCUUGUCAGCAUUUUAUACUCCCGCCGACGGUGCAUGUCGGAUCGGCCUUCUUUCGCAAGUCAAACCCCACGAACGGACGCAUCGACGGGCGAAAAAGAUCAUCGCCGUGAGCGAGGCAGAUGUAUGUCUUGCGAACGGCCUGCACCUGGAAUACUUCGACAAUUGUACCCAGUCCUUCGUCAGCCAAUUUAAGUCAACCCAUGAGGUUGCUAACUCGUGUAUGAUUAAAUUGCCACAUUCAAGCUCCCCCCUGCAGCGGUUUCUAUUCCGACCAGCCGAUAAGCCGAAUGGUGAGUCCCCAAACAUGGUUAUCGCGUUGCAGAAUGCUUGUGCGGAAGAUAUGUCUUUGGCAGAAUACAAGGCGCUGUGUAAUAUGCCAUGUGGCAUCAAGAUUCAAUGGCAAAACAUUCUCCACCAGUUAGCCAUGCCAUUAGUUGUGUUUAAGAAACCGGAAACUGCAAUAUUUGUCCUCCAGAUAAUUAACCAAGCAGGGCCCCCCGCUGGAGACUCAGCCUUAAGAAACGGGCAUAAAAUUCUGAAAGACACAAAAUUCGCCAGUGCAAUGCUGCACCAGGUAAAUAAGGCUAUACAAAGGAUUGAAGAGAAUUGGGAGUUAGUACAAGUGCUAAACAUACUUAUCUCUCUUGUACUACGAAUAGUAUCUUUAUCCACUCGCCGCGAAAUUCACAAUCAGUGUUUGCUACUUUUGAGCCGCCUCCGAAGCGUAGCUUUCAGAUGGGUCGAGGUGCUUGGGACGAAAGCAAGCAGCGCAACAGACGAUGGACGCCGAGCCAAUUUUACUGCGCGGCAUGUUCAUAUUGCGUUGAUAUGUGUUGGGUCCUUUGACUCCGAAGGCACCUUAUUGGAACAGAUGCUCCAAGACGAGUCCGACGCGUCAAUUUUCAUACAAUGCUCCAUGGCUAUUCACGACAAGUGGCAUGCAAUUGCAGCCGACUCGGAACCCUUACUUACAAUGCUGUAUCGCCGUUGGCAGGUAUUGUCACAUCGAAGCUACAUCUUCCUUGCGAGCCAAAUCUGCCUGGGAAAAACUAUGGCGCUUGGAGCAGCUAUCGGACGUACAUGGGCAGCGUACCGCCCAGGUCCGGGUUGGUCCGGUUGGUCCAUGGUGGAAGGAGGAACUGACCCUUGGUUGUUCAGCAAGGCGACGGGCUCUUCGGCUGAAGGUCAAGGUUCGCUUAUACACUUCAACUUACUAACAGGAGAGCUGCUCAUCAACGGUCUACCGUUGGCUCGUCUGCCCCGAGACUACGAACAGGAUGAGAGUUACAAAACGCUUUUUGGCCAGUCGCUGUUAGAAGUGAUGCCUAGUGACCGUCCGGGAAUGAGCUUUUCUUGCCAGAAGGAAUACAUGGGGCAUACAGUACACUUGGGAAAGCAACAAAUCUCUGGUUCGCAGGAAGGAAGCCUCUGCGUGCGGGCGAUGAGAGACGGCCAGGAGUGGGAAUUCAUACAGCCGAGCUUGCUAGCUAAUCUGUUCCCAGACACUUUUGUGGAGGAGUGUGUACACUGGUUUAAUCCAAGUGGUGAUUAUGUGGAGUUUCGACCCGUGAAAGAACCAUGGCAAUCCUCUCCUGCCUAUUGGCGGCUGACCCGAAAUCAUUCCCGGACUGGAUGGGUUCUCCAGAAAGACAGUGUGUUCAUGAUCAACGUGAGGAGCCGCACGGCGAAAUUGAUAUCGGAUAUUCUGGAACCAAUUGAACGACCGCGAAGGAUACAAUGUAAAUUCAAUACCCUGCAUUCUAUCCUGGAGAUUGACAUUCCCCGGCUUCGGCUGAAGUUCGACCUCGAAUCAGGAAGCUCCUCGGUUCACUCUCGACAGUAUCGAGGCAUGUUGAUAGAUGCCGAUCAGUCUUUAGGCACCUUAAUUGGCCUACACAAUAAACUCAUCCUUAGAGGCAAGGACAACCAUGAGCGAUUGGCCCUCAUACCAGAGGGUCCAGUAGACUGGAAGAAGGAUGCCGAUCAUGUUAAGGUCAGUAUUGGUUGGCGGGCCGUUACUGACCUUCACCCAUACGCAGUACAACCAGACCUAGGUUACUUGAGUGACAAUGGGAGUCUACAGAGCAAGCUUUUACUCUGUUAUUUGCAUGCUCUGACAUCAUUUUGCGUACCCGAUCCACUUACGCAGAAGACGGGGACUGAGCAAGCCUUGUCCAUCCUUCGCUCUGCUGCACUGAGAUCAUUUGAGCGUCUACGAUCGGAAAACUGCGCAGUCUUGGCCCACAUUGCACAGCUCACCCCAUCUCGUACGUACUAUCCUGCAAAUGAGCGUGUAAUGCAAAAGGUCCAAUGGCGCAAGGAACUCGGCUUUCUGGUGCAACAUGCUGAGUUCCGCGAGGAAGUAGUUGCAAUUUUCGAACAUGAUCGCCGCAUGGCUAUGUUUCAUCCAAACACAGCAACGGCACAUCCACCGCUUCCUCCAGUGGGUUGGGAUUUGCAGAAGCGUGACAAGAUUCGCUCGUCUGUGUUUCGUGUUUCUACAUUCGGGGCCGAGGAAUACACAAAGGAUUACGACCGUGAUUACUGUGGCUUGGAUGAUCACCGCGACUCGGCAGCGGUCUCGCGCGUCCUCAAGCUUUGCAGCAUAGUCUACAAUCAGAUUCCUUGUAUGCAACAGUUCACAGCCAGUGAGUUGGUCUCGACGCUCUGGAAGUUUAUAUCAAAAUCGAACAAGACGUGGGGUUUUGGUGCCCCACUCGAUAUCGGAGACAUGAAGUACGAUGCGGGCUUGCUCGUGGAGCCCAAUCUUUUUCUUUCCCUGUAUUGGUGCAGCAUCCAUGGGAUGGUAUGCUCGGAAGAAUCGCCGUUAAAUAGGUUUCAACUCAUGAUAUGGCUUGCUACCUUGGGGUUUGCUGAAGGUACUAGCAUGCCUGUUCUUGCCACGCUCGCCUCGUUCCACGUGCUGCCACAAAUGGCACGUAUUACUCUCCCACCGAAUAACCUAUACGAACUGGGGCAGGGAUAUGAAUUUGACGGCAGCAGUCUUAAAUCCUGCAUCCAAUCUGUUCAGCGGACGGUGAUCCCAGAGCAAAAUAUUAGCCGUAACCACCACGAGACCGCGAAGCAAUUCAAGCAGCGUUGGGAUAGAAUUUUGAAAGAGCGCAGGACACAAGCCCGCGAUCAGUUUAUAGAUGAGCUCGAAACUCAGUGGCCUGUUUUAUCCCCAACAACACCCACCGAAAAUGCUACCCCAGGGUUUCGAGAGUACUUUCAAGUUGGGAAAGCUAUGGUGGUGGCACGCAGCAGCUUCAAAACGUGGUUCGCGAAUCGCGAAUUUAGACAAUACCUUAGCAACAUCGCGGCGGUGUUGUCCUCCCAACCGGCCCAUUACAUUGAGGCGCCCGCCCUGAAUGCGCCUGAGUGCCUGGGUCCAGUACAUUUUCCACUAAGCAGACGAGGAUUUCUCACUCUCGAUGAUCUUUUAGGCCAACCGCCGAUCUUGGAAAUAAAAGGGCCAGAGUGUCCUAGGCUUCUGCGCACUUCCCCUGGAGAUGUCAAGCAGACCCCAUGCCUCGAACAAUUUGUUAUGGAUCUAGUAUCACAGGCAAAAUCUCAAUUCGAAAAGAACUACGUGGAACAAUUGCGUAGCAGUAUCAGGUCUCUACAAGAUACAAGGAAGCCGGCUUAUACAGACUUUGAUGGUGCGCAGUUGCGACGUAUUUUCUUGGAAUAUGUAUGUAUGUGUGAGAAGCACACAAAUGACAUAUACGCUGCUAUUGAGUCAAGUAUAGUGCCCUCUCCGGUCAUGCAUAAUUCCAGGAAAGAAAAUCCAACAAAUAGCAAGAUACAAGCGGCCCUCUUUCGGAUACGCCAUUGCCCUAGAAUAUCACCAAGCCUUGUCGUUCAGCAAUUAACACGCCAUAGGUGGCAUCAGUUACCUGAUGGAUGGAAAUCAUGUAUCAUCACUUAUGGAUGCUCGAUCACGAGGUUGCAGUGGGCAAAGAGAAUGGUGGCCCUGAGCAUGAGCCCCGACGAUCUGAUUCGGGAACUUCAGAAUCCAGGCCAUACAAACUGGGAUCCUCAAGAAUUUCCAGAGUCUCUUUUGUUAGAGAUUGAAAGUGGUAUCCUCAUACGCGACGUCCAGGAGCAGAUUGCCGGGCAGAUGAGAAAUUGUAGCCUCGGGCGAAACGUUGUGAUGCAGCUAAAUAUGGGGGAAGGAAAGUCAUCUGUUAUUUUACCCAUGGUAGCGGCCACGCGUGCAAAUGGAGCUAGUCUGGUUCGUAUACUCGUGGCGAAGCCGCAGUCUCGGCAGAUGCUCCAAAUGCUCCUCUCAAAAUUUGGUGGUCUAUUAGACCGACGAGUCUAUCUCAUGCCAAUCUCGAGAUCCCUGCAAAUCCAAGCAUCAGAGGCAGAUGAGCUAGGAAAUAUGUGUCGAGAAUGCAUGGUGAAGGGUGGUGUCCUUCUUCUCCAACCAGAGCACCUGCUCUCUUUAAGGCUGAUGUGUAUAGAGUCCUUCAUUGCUGGGAAAAAAGACAUCGGCAAUGCUCUUCUCAAGGUUUUAAGGCUACUCAAACAGUACUCAUGUGAUAUUGUAGACGAAAGCGAUGAAAACUUUAGCGUUAAGUUCGAGCUAGUCUACACUAUGGGGGCACAAAGACCCCUGGAGCUGAGUCCACAGAGAUGGAUCGUCAUCCAACAACUGCUUGGUCUGGUUAGGCUGUAUGCUUCGGAAGUCAAGGAGGUUUUCCCUCAAUCAAUACAAGUGGAUGAGCAAGCCUCAGGAGGCUUCCCUAGGAUCCGAUUGCUUCAUAGCGAUGCAGGUGAGGAGCUUCUGAACCGGAUCGGGAGGCACAUUUGCGACAAUGGUAUUGGUUCCUUGCCAGUUUGGAGGCUAUCUCAAACAAGAAGAAACGCUGUUAUGUCGUAUCUUCUCGAAGCUAAUCCGUCUGCUACUGCCAUAUCUACUGUCGAGGGCAAUGGCACGGCAGGUCCCUGGGCGGCCACCGUUAAGGAUGGCCUUCUUCUGCUACGAGGGCUACUUGCUCAAGGAGUUUUAUCCUUCUGCCUCGGGCAGAAGCGCUGGCGUGUCAACUACGGGCCUGAUUCAACUAGAUAUCCACCUACAAACCUCUCAGUACCAUACAGAGCAAAAGAUAGCCCUGCCCCCAGAUCGGAAUUUAGUCACCCCGAUGUGGUCAUUAUCUUAACUCAACUCACAUAUUAUUAUUCAGGCCUCAGUGACGACGAGAUUUUCGUCGCGUUUAACCAUCUGUUGAAGUCUGAUCAAGCGGACACGGAGUACCAAAUAUGGAUAGAUGAUGCGCCAACGCUCAGCACUUCGUAUUAUCACUUGACAGGUAUCAAUCUGGAGGAUAGACAUCAUUGUCUAAACUACAUCUUUCCGCCACUUCGCUUUUCCAAGGGUGUUAUAGAUUAUUUUCUUUCCUACAUUGUUUUUCCAAAGGAAUUGAAAGAGUUCGCAGACAAAUUGUCUGCAUCAGGAUGGGAUAUAGGGGAGGUAAAAUCUUAUCCCACUGUUGGAUUCAGCGGGACGAACGACUCUCGAAAGACGCUCCCCCUUUGUGUCGAGCAACUAGAUCUCCCAGAGCAAAAUCAUACCAAUGCUCUCGUACUUGAAUACCUGCUUCGUCCCGAAAAUACAGUCGUCCUUCUUCCGACGCAGAUAAAGGGGUCUGCACUUGGUUCGAAAGGCCUCCUGGCUAUGGUGAAAAGAUCAGAUCCGCCGAUCCAAGUAAUUCUCGACGUAGGGGCACAGAUCCUCGAGCUCAGCAAUAUACAAGUUGCUCAAGGUUGGUUGGAAAUGAUUGAGGAUGAUGGUCCAGUUCAGGCUGUGGUAUUCGUAGACGAGAACGACGAGGUCUCUGUUGUUGACCGUCAUGGUCGUAUUGAGUUGUUACAAACCUCACCAUUUGCUAAACAGCUUGAGACAUGUCUUGUCUUUCUCGAUGAGGCUCACACACGAGGUAUCGACUUGAAGCUUCCACAGAACUACCGCGCAGCUGUUACUCUCGGGGCAGCUAUUACCAAGGACAAGCUAGUUCAAGCAUGCAUGCGACUGCGGAAAUUGGGAAGAGGGCAGUCAGUUGCCUUUUAUAUCCCGGAGGAGAUAAAAGUUCAAAUACUAUCCCUCACCGGGAAAGAAAAUGAAUGUAAUAUCGAGGUAUCGGAUGUACUUCGGUGGGCCAUAUCAGAGACCUGGCUUGCUUUGCGUCGCAGUAUCCCUCUGUGGGCGGUCCAGGGAGAGAGAUAUAUCAAGCAACGUAAACUUUGGCACAAGAUAGGUCUAGAUGAGAGAAAGACGAUGUCUGCCAGUGAAGCGCAGGGCUUUCUCGAACCAGAAUCUCAGACGCUUGAAAGGCGGUACCGACCCCAGAACAGAUGCCAUGAAUUCUCUCGCUCCGGGGUGGUUCAUGAUGAACAUCUUAGCCUCAUACGAGCUCGAUGUCAGGAGUUCGGGCAAUUGGACCAUGCGUCUACCCAGUUACAAGAGGAGCAGGAACGUGAAUUAGCACCGGAGAUAGAGCAGGAGCGGCAAGUCCAAAGACCACAUCCAGCAAAACCGGAAGAUCAUUACGUGCAUCCGGACCUGAUUUCAUUUGUGUCAACGGGCGUCCUAAAGCAACCUUCGGAUGCAUUCAACUUUGCGUUCGAAACACUAAGCAACACAACUGCAGCGAAAUAUCUAGAUGUGUCUCAAUUUCCAGCUGGGCUUCUUGUUACUACCGACUUCGCUAGAACCAUCAAAGUCCCAAGCGGAUCACGCUUCGUCUCGGACUCGUAUCAACGGCCUGUACAGUGGAUCCUUACAAGAUGCUCCGGUCCUCUGUCAAGAGAUGCCGUAGUGAAGAACAUGGUCAUAAUUAGCCCCUUUGAGGCUAACCAAAUACAAGGGAUGUCUAACAUGUCGAAGUCGGUUCGGAUGCAUCUAUAUGCUCCACGUCAAAAUUGCGGAUAUCCCUCGCUAGACGAACUGACGCUCUACAACGUCCCAGAAACUUCUUACAGCUUUCGGAUCCCAGAGACGCUGAAGAUACAAUUGAACCUCUUCGCAGGUCAGUUGUACAUCGGAUCAUACAGCGAGUAUCGCGAGAUGUGCGAUUUUCUCGGUGUGUCCUCUCUCGAAACACCGGAAAUCGUAAACGUUGCCGCUGAUGGCUUCAUAACAACUGAAGGCCAACAUAGAACGAGAACAACAUUCCGUCAAAGCCCCCUCAGCUUCCUAAACGUGCUCAUGUCGCAGAUCCGGAAUGACUGUCAGGAGAUCGAUAAGACCCAUGUGGGCAAGCUUCUGUGCGGGCAGCUGCUGCGUCCUUGGGACUUUUCAUCAACCUCUAGCCGCACCUGCAACAACAACAACAGCAACAACAUUAGUGGUGACAUUGAUGAGAAAGACGCAUGA
Molecule: messenger RNA, 9474 nt
Organism: Aspergillus alliaceus
Lineage: Eukaryota; Fungi; Ascomycota; Eurotiomycetes; Eurotiales; Aspergillaceae
Exons: 3
Coding region: 1-9474 (3157 amino acids)
Source: RefSeq, a predicted model, not a curated record